CACUAGCCCAUUUUAUUUUAUUUUUGUCUUUCUUCUCUCUGAAACAUCACCGAAGGCGAAGAAGAGAAGGAAACAUCCGCAAAUUCGAAAUGGCGUCGAUUCUGGGUGAUUUGCCUUCCUUUGAUCCUCACAAUUUCAGUCAACAUCGUCCCUCCGAUCCUUCUAAUCCCUCUAGGAUGGUUCCAACUACUUAUCAUCCUACUCACAACCGUACACUACCACCACCAGAUCAAGUGAUAACUACCGAAGUCAAAAACAUACUUAUACGCAGCUUCUAUCAACGAGCUGAAGAAAAGUUGAGACCAAAGAGACCGGCUUCAGAGCAUCUGGCGGGUGAGCACGGGAACAAGCAUUUCCGUGCUUCAUCAUCUACUCAGGGAUUAUAAAAGCUUUCAACCCUAUAAUAGUCAUGUUGUAUGAGUCUUUUGUUAGUGUUCUUAUUAGUGGGUUGUUUACAAAGUGAAUGCCUUUAAUGGUAGAAAAAAAGAUAAGAGCAGCUCUUGUAACAGGAUUGUAGAGAAAAUGUGUAUCCUGAAACAGAGUGUUCCUCAUAGACUUUGGUGGAAACAUGCUGUUUGUAUUUUCCUGUACAGUUACAUUCAAAUAUUCCUUUUGAAAA
Eutrema salsugineum is the source of this 619-nucleotide messenger RNA. RefSeq lists its product as uncharacterized. Gene Ontology annotation, cellular component: Cul4-RING E3 ubiquitin ligase complex. Lineage: Eukaryota; Viridiplantae; Streptophyta; Magnoliopsida; Brassicales; Brassicaceae. Gene Ontology annotation, biological process: positive regulation of proteasomal ubiquitin-dependent protein catabolic process. The coding region runs from base 90 to 386 and encodes 98 amino acids. The transcript is spliced from 4 exons. The record is from RefSeq and is a predicted model, not a curated record.